AUGGGUGGAGAUCUGAACCUGAAGAAGUCAUGGCAUCCAGGUCUGAUGAAGAAUCAGGAGCGCGUAUGGCUCGAAGAGAAACGCGCUCUUGAUGAGCGCAAACAGAUUGCGCAGCUACGACGUGAACGUGAGGAGGAGCGCCAGAUGGAGGAGAUUCAACGCCUUCAAGAAGCCUCCGGAAAGACCAAACAAGUUAGCCGGGUCGACUGGAUGUACCAGGCACCCUCGACCGAGACUGGGCACUACUCGGAGGAGAUGGAGGGAUAUCUGCUAGGAAAGCGACGCAUCGACGGAGUUCUUCUGAAGAAGGACGCUGACACAAAAAAGCUGGGGAAGGGUUCGGAGGUGGUGGGCAACGGUGCGGCGGCCGGCCCAUCUAUUGUCUCGGCGCGCGACACCAUGUCCAAGGUUAUGGCGGAUCCACUACUUGAAGUCAAGAAGAGAGAACAGGCCGCUUAUGAGGCGAUGGUGAAAGAGACGAUCAGACGCAAGGAAAGAGAGAAGGAACGCGGAGAUCGCGAUCGCGGAAAGGAUCGUGACCGUCGCCAUCGCACCCAUGACUCAAAACGCAGACGCUAUAGUGAUGACGCUGAUGAUGAUCGCCGUGACCGCCACCACCGAAGAUCAUCACCUCGACGACACCGAUCUAGAUCACCCGCUUCGCCUGAUCGAUCUUCCCGCAGACACCGAAAUGACCGUGAUCGUGAACGCCGCGAUAACGAACAUCGCUCAGACAACCGUGACCGGAGAAGUGACGAAAAUCGAUCUCGCCGGGACGAUAGAGACCGGGAUCGAGACCGUCGCGAAUAUCAAGACAGGAGAGACUCCCAUUCCAGCCGACACCAUGAUCGCGACGACCGAGGUGCCCGGCGAGAGCGCUCACUAUCCCGAAACUCCCGAUCCCCUCGCCCAUCAAGCGAUCGCAGGGAACGCCCCGCCGUCGAGGAAGAUCGCCGUCGUGACUUCCCCGGGCGCGAAUACAAUAGUCGACGUGACUCUGGCCGGGCCAUGGGGCCACCCUCGACCCGUCCCCCAACAAACAAGCCCGAUCCCAAGGAAUUGGAAGAGGAACGCCGCCGCAAAUUGGCAGAAAUGCAGUCCAACGCCUCAGAGAUCGAAUCAGAGCGACUCAAGCGAAUCACGGAGAUCUCUGCCAAGGAGGAAGAGCAGCGGCAAGCUGACGAUAGGCUGCGCUCAGACCGUGGCAGGUUCAUGUCUGAUGUCAAUAGGCGAGUACAGGAGGAUACCUUGGAUGAACGCAUUCGACGUAGCCGUGGUGGACUUGCGAAGAUGGAGGAGGAUUAA
Penicillium coprophilum is the source of this 1305-nucleotide messenger RNA. It is a transcript of the gene cwc25, whose product is annotated as U2-type spliceosomal complex subunit CWC25. The record is from RefSeq and is a predicted model, not a curated record. Gene Ontology annotation, biological process: mRNA splicing, via spliceosome. Bases 1 to 1305 code for a protein of 434 amino acids. The transcript has 2 exons. Gene Ontology annotation, cellular component: U2-type spliceosomal complex. Lineage: Eukaryota; Fungi; Ascomycota; Eurotiomycetes; Eurotiales; Aspergillaceae.